ACAAUACUUUAUAUUUCUGUAAAUUAGAACACAUACAUAGCUAUGGCUUCUUCUUCUUCUCGCGCCACUGCUAAGGCACCUUUGAAAAAAUACGAUGUUUUCAUCAGCUUUAGAGGCGACGAUACUCGUGCUGCCUUCACUAGCCAUCUUCAUGCUUCUCUGUGCCGAAGCUAUUUGGAGACUUACAUAGACUACAUAAUCCAAAAAGGAAACGACGUUUGGGAAGAACUUGUGAAAGCAAUCAAACAGUCCACUCUCUUUCUCGUGGUGUUCUCACAUGAAUAUGCGUCUUCAACAUGGUGUUUGAAUGAACUUGUUGAAAUUAUGGAGUGCCAUAAAAAUAAACAGAACAACGUUGUUGUUAUUCCCGUGUUCUACAAAAUUGAUCCUUCGCAAGUUCGGAAGCAGACUGAGAAUUACGCCACUGCAUUUGCGAAACACAAGAAGCAACACAAAGACAAGAUUCAAAAGUGGAAGGAUGUUCUUUCUCAAGCUGCAAAUUUAUCUGGUUUUCAUUCUACAGCAUACAGGAAUGAAGCUCACUUGAUUGAAGAAAUUACAAGAUCUGUUUUAGGAAAACUAGAUCACAAGUACCAAAAUGAGCUUGCAAGUGAUUUCAUACUCAAUCAAAACUAUUGGAGCAUUGAAUCUUUAUUCAAAAUUGAUUCGGCAGGAGUUCAUGUCAUUGGACUUUGGGGCAUGGGGGGCAUAGGCAAGACAACCCUUGCCGAAGCUAUUUUUCACAAGUUCUCUUUUCAAUAUGAAGGCAGAUUCUUCUUCAAAAAUGUGACGGAAGAAUCAGAAAGGCAUGGAAUCAAUUACACAUUCAAUAUACUUCUUUCAAAGUUACUAAUGGAAGAUCUUCAUAUUGGCUCUCCCAAAGUAAUGCCACCCGCAGUCAUGAGAAGACUCAAACGCAUGAAAGCUUACAUUGUAUUAGAUGAUGUUCGUACCUUAGAACUUCUACAGAGCUUGAUUGGAGUUGGGCAUGGUUGGCUAGGAGCUGGCAGCACAGUCAUUGUGACGACUAGGGAUAAGCAUGUGCUGGAAAGUGGAGGAAUUGACAAAAUUCAUCAAGUUAAGCAGAUGAACUCCCAAAACUCCCUCCAGCUUUUCAGCUUGAAUGCUUUUGAAAAAGUUUUUCCUGAGGAAAGAUACUUCGAUCUCUCAAAAAGGGCAAUUGAUUAUGCCAAUGGCAACCCUUUAGCUCUGAAAGUUUUAGGAUCAUCUCUUCGUUCUAAAAGUGAAAUAGAAUGGGAGUGUGCACUAGCUAAACUCAGAGAAUAUCCCAACAAAGAAAUUGAUUUGAUUUUGAGACGGAGUUAUGAUGAAUUGGAUGAUACAGAGAAAAACAUAUUUUUGGACAUUGCAUUUGGUUUCAAAGGACAUAAAAGGGAUAUGAUAACAAGAAUAUUAAAUAAAUAUGGUUUCUAUGCAGAAAUAGGGAUAAGAAAUCUUUUAGACAGGGCUCUUAUAAGAGUUGACUUCGAAAAUUGCAUACAGAUGCAUGACUUGAUACAAAAAAUGGGCAAACAAGUUGUUCGUGAAGAAUCUCCGAAGAAUCCCGGACAACGCAGUAGAUUGUGUGAUCCUAAAGAAGUUUGUGAUGUAUUGAAAAAUGAUAGAGGAACUGAGAUGGUUGAAGCUAUAUUUUUAGAUGCUCCAGAAUGUACACAUGUAAAUUUAAGCCCCAAAGCAUUUGCAAAGAUGCCAAAACUAAGACUUCUUGCUAUUCGAGACCACAAGGGAGUUAAAUCUAUAAGACUUCCAAGUGGCCUUGACUUAUUGCCAGAAAAUCUGAGAUAUUUUCAAUGGGAUGGCUAUCCAUGGAAAUCUCUGCCACCAAGCUUUUGUCCGGAAAUGCUUGUGAAGUUUUCCUUGGGAGGCAGCCAUUUAGAAAAACUUUGGAAUGGAGUACUGAAUUUGCCAAAUUUAGAAAUACUUGACCUCAGUGACUCCCAAAAGCUGAUAGAGUGUCCAAAUGUAUCUGGUUCUCCAAAUCUAAAAGAAGUAAUGCUUACUAGGUGUGCAAGCUUGCCUGAAUUGGAUUCAUCAAUUUUCCUUCUCCAAAAGCUUGAAAUUUUAUUGAUGAAAGACUGCAGGUCGCUUAAGACUCUUUCGAGUAACACAUGUUCACCAGCUCUAAUUUACUUGGAUGCCAUGUGUUGCAACAAUCUGCAAGAGUUCUCAGUCGCAUUUGCUUCCGUAGAUAGUUUGAGUUUGUCUUUACCAAAGUUUGGCGUGAAUGAACUCCCAUCCUCACUAUUGCAUUUAAAAAAUAUUGAAUGGUUUACUAGUCCUAUCAGUAAUAGUCUUGUGGAUCUUCCUGAAAACUUUGCCAUUAAUAUUUGUCUUUCGAGUGAGAGUGAUGAUGAACAUGACGUUUCCAUCACUUUACGUAAAGUACUUUCUAGCCCUGUCUUUCUGAGUGUAAAACAGUUAAUCAUUCAACACGUUUCUAUCUUGUUUAAAAUACCAGACAAUAUCUCCUUACUAUCAUCAUUAGUGUUUUUAUCGCUAAUUAGUAUUGAAAUUAGAAGCUUGCCUGAAAGCAUUAAGUAUCUUCCUCGACUCAAAUAUCUUGAAGUUAUCCAUUGUGAAAUGCUUCAAUCUAUCCCUGCACUUUCACAGUUCAUUCCAUAUUUCUUUGUCGGGGAAUGUGGAUCUCUUGAAGAAGUAUCAAGUUCAACGAAUGAACCAUCUCAUAAACCUUACCAUGGCUUUAUGUUCCUUAACUGCACAAAGUUGGAUUUUCAUUCAUAUCAAACAGUUCUGAACGACGCCAUUGCUGGGAUUGAACUUGGAGCAAGACUAAGUUCAGAAAAUGGAGAUACAUCUUUAUGUCAUGAUAAUGAUAUUAUUAAGUACUUCUUACCUGCCAUGUCUGGCAUGGAAAAUUGGUCCCCUUACCCUUCUACACAAGCUUCUGUCACUCUAGAGCUUCCUUCCAAUUUGUUGGGUUUUGCCUACUACAUGGUUCUUUCUCAAGGCAAUGUGGGAAAUGUUGUAGAUUUUAUAUGUGAGUGCUGCUUGGACAACAGUUCAGGUGAAAGGAUCUAUAUAACAAGUUUCCAAAGAGCCUGCGUCUCCAGUAUUGUCUUUUCUGAUAUCGAUUCUACAAUGUACAUGUGGUCGGAUCAUUUGGUUUUAUGGUAUGAUUCAGCAAGUUGCAAGAAGAUAAUGGAAGCAGUUGAAGAAAUAAAAGCCAGUAUUGAUGUGAACAACACCAGUUACAAUCCAAAGCUUACAUUUAGAUUCUUCAUUGAAGAAAGCCGAUAUAAUGAAGUGACUAUAGUCGAGUGUGGUUUUCACUGGAUAUAUCCCUUUGAAGACAGUGCAGCUCCAAAUAGAAAUGAUGAUCUAGAAUAUACAGUUCCUCCAACAAACAAGUUAGAGCAAAGUGUUGUUGGAACUCUUUCCAGCUUAGAAGUGUUUGAAAGUGAAGACUUGAGCUAUUCACUCGAACGACUCUUGGAUACGAUGGAGAGCAGCUGGAGUGGAGAGAAGAAAACUUCAAGUGAUUUAAAGAGGCACAACAAAUAGUUGACAGAGACAAACUGAAUGUUGAAUUAAAGAGCAUGUGGUGUUGGUACACAUUGUUUUUAAUCUUGUAUUAAUUGUACUAUGAACAUAGAUCUAGUAGAUUAAUGAUAAUCAUAUUUGCAUUAGUGGUCAUUUUUUCUACACACAGAUUACUCAAAUAGGUUCCAUGAGGCAUGUUAGAUUGUUGUCAUUAUUUUUUAAUACUGGAAUAAAAAUCUAUAAACGAUAUAAACAAAUAGAAUGUUUAGUGUUAAAUCUUGACCAAACUAAAAAAAGUAAACUUCAAUGUAUUCAAUGCAUAUGCAAAUGGGUUUAAGGAUGAAACAUUCAUAUGCUUAAAAUUCUGACAACUCCGUGAUUUAUCUUGCCACCUCCAAAUUUAAUCUGAUGCCCCAAAAAUGUUAUAUUAUUACUACCAUAUUAACUUUGUGAAAUAUGUUCUGAUAAAAGAUGUGGCUCAGGCAAUACCUAGUUACAUUAUGAGUUGUUACAAGCUUCCGGAGGCUAUUUGUCAUGAGAUUGAAGCAAUGCUUGCAAAAUUCUGGUGGGGUUCAAAGAAUGGAGAAAGAAAAGUGCAUUGGAUGAGUUGGGACAAGAUGGCAAAGGCAAAGAGGGCGGGGGCGGGGAUUCCAUGGUAUAAGUGAAUUCAACUCAAGCCUUCUUAGAAAACACUACUGGAGACUCUUGUCUAAUGAAGACUCGCUUGUAGGGAAAGUGCUAAAGGGGAGAUGCUUUCCGAAUCUGCAGAACACUUGUUUCGGGAAUGUGAGUUUGCAAAGCAAACUUUUUUCUCCUCCAUCUUGUCUUACCGUUUGCCUUCGGGUUUAGCUACGGAUGAUUGGUUGCUGAGUAUUAUGUGUUGUGGUGAUAGUUUUAGUUUUCAGCUCAUCUGCUCUAUGCUCCACAAAAUUUGACUUUCUCGAAAUGAGCUUUUGCAUAAGAAAAAGCAGGCUUGGGCAGUGAAGAUUAUUGUGGCUGCACUGCAGUGUGUCUUAGAGUUUAACAGGGGUGUGCCUUCCAAAGGUUACUUAGUGCUGGACGCUGAUUAGGAGGAUAGAAGCCAAAAUGAUAUGCAGAUUGAUAUGGGAGUCUUUGAGGACGGAGUUGCAGCCGAUGGUUAUGUCAUUAAAAACCAGUACAAUGUCAUUUCCUUGGCAGCAUGCAGCAGAGAGUUUGUUUCAGUCGAGCCGGUUGUGGCAGAGGUUUUGGCUGUUAGGUGGGGCCUUACGCUGGCUAAGAAUUUGAAGAUGGAUAGGUUCGUGGUUCAGACGGAUGCUCUAGUGGUGGUAGACUGUAUUAACGCGAUUAAGGACUAUGCUGUUAUUGAACCAGUGGCCUCGGACUGUAGAGAUUUGUUAGUUUUUAAUUUGUCGUUUGUUGUUUUCAUUAAUAUAAGUUGUAAUAUUGAUACCCAUAAUUUAGUUAAGUUGGGUAAACUCUACCGGUCUAGGAAAAAUUUACUUCCUACCCUUACAAUUAGACCUGUACCCCUACACGA
Molecule: messenger RNA, 5041 nt
Organism: Vicia villosa (hairy vetch)
Lineage: Eukaryota; Viridiplantae; Streptophyta; Magnoliopsida; Fabales; Fabaceae
Product: disease resistance protein RUN1-like
Exons: 6
Coding region: 43-3543 (1166 amino acids)
Biological process (GO): signal transduction; defense response
Molecular function (GO): ADP binding
Source: RefSeq, a predicted model, not a curated record